AUGAGGCACCGCAGGUCGAGAAUUAGUGGUGAACAAACGGACCAUGGCACGUCGACCAGGAAGUGGCCAAACGCACCGAAUGGCCUGGAGCUGUUUUGGGGUAAUUUGAGGAGUGACCAGAAGGAGCCCUGUCUGGGUGUCGAGUUCCUGCCACGCGGCGGCAUGAAGUCGAGUGAGGCUGAAGUGGUUGAAGUUGACAGGGUAGCCAACGGCAGUACCAAGAAGAACACAGCAGUGGCAGCCGUGAUUAGUCGUCCGGCAAUGCUAGCGAUCAGGACUGUAUUCUGA
Neoarthrinium moseri is the source of this 288-nucleotide messenger RNA. RefSeq lists its product as uncharacterized. The record is from RefSeq and is a predicted model, not a curated record. The transcript has a single exon. The coding region runs from base 1 to 288 and encodes 95 amino acids. NCBI's taxonomy places the organism in Eukaryota, Fungi, Ascomycota, Sordariomycetes, Amphisphaeriales, Apiosporaceae.